UUUCCUGGAUUGUGGAAAUUCGAAAUACGAACAAAAGAGAACGUACAUUUGAUUUUAAUUUCAUUUUUUUUUUUUGGAACUCGACCACCCUUUUCAAAGUCCAAAGUGUAGCAGCCAGCACAGAUAAAAUUCUUUAAAGUGAAGACGAUGGAGGAUCUGGUACAGAAAACGUUGGAAGCACAUUGGCGGAUCAAGCAAUAUGUUUACAAAACACCCCUGAUGUUUUCAAACCCACUCAGCAAAUUAGCUAGUGAUUGCAAAGUAAAAAUUAAACUUGAAAACGAACAGUUAACGGGGUCAUUCAAAGUACGUGGUGCUUUCAACAAGUUGUUGAAGAUGUCGUCUGAUGGUGACGUAAUAAAGGAAAGGGGAAUAAUCACAGCAUCCUCUGGAAAUCAUGGAAUGGCCUGUGUUGAGGCGGGGAUGAAAUUGGGGAUUCCAGUGACCGUAUACUGCUAUAAGGAUGUUAGUGAACACAAGAAGACCGCUUUACUAGACAGAGGAGUGCGUGUCGUGCUGCACGGGAAUGAUUGUGUGGAAGCCGAAAACGAGGCUAGAUCUAGCGCAAAAAGGCAAGAUACAGAAUAUGUCUCUCCAUACAAUGACCUUGACAUCGUUGCAGGGCAAGGAACUAUUGGAAUAGAGAUUCUGGAGGACUUCCCUGAUGUGGACAGCGUUUUGGUCCCAGUCGGGGGAGGGGGAUUGAUAGGUGGAAUAGCCAGGUACAUCAAGCAGGUCAAGCCAUCUGUGGAGAUCAUCGGUUGCCAGCCACAGAACUCCAAGGUUAUGUACGAGAGUGUGAAAGCAGGGAGGAUCGUGUUCGAGGAAUCAAUGGACACUCUGUCUGAGGGCACGGCAGGGGGAGUGGAAGAAAACUCGAUAACAUUCCCACUGUGUGCUCAAUAUGUUGAUGAUUGGAUAAUGGUCACGGAGGAGGAAAUUGGGAAAGCCAUUGUGUACAUGUUACAGAAUCAUCAAAAGGUGAUUGAGGGGGCAGCUGGUAUGACUCUGGGUGCUUUUAUGAAGAAUCCUGGAAGAUUUUCGGGGAAACGUGUUGUUGUAGUUGCAUGUGGUGCAAACAUUGGAAUACAUACUCUGAAACAAGUGAUGUCUAUGUAUACAUAGAAAAAAAAAUAAACAAUGAGUUCAGUUGGUUUAUAUAUAAAUUUCUUCAAACAUGUACGGUAUUUAUAAAGAUAGGCAUAUGCCAAUGCAACUGAACCUCAACAAUGGGCUAAUUGAAAUGCAUGGAAAAUUGCACCACAAAGAGUAGCCAGUCAGUUAGAGAAAUAGA
This is a messenger RNA of Saccostrea echinata, 1294 nucleotides long. RefSeq names its product L-threonine ammonia-lyase-like. NCBI's taxonomy places the organism in Eukaryota, Metazoa, Mollusca, Bivalvia, Ostreida, Ostreidae. The transcript is spliced from 9 exons. The record is from RefSeq and is a predicted model, not a curated record. Bases 148 to 1125 code for a protein of 325 amino acids. Gene Ontology annotation, molecular function: threonine deaminase activity; L-serine ammonia-lyase activity. Gene Ontology annotation, biological process: L-serine catabolic process; L-threonine catabolic process.